UGUGCAGUUUGCCCCUGAGCCACAAAGGCUUUCUUUCCAUUGUGUCUCUUUUUCUCCAUAUAUCAUGCCUCAUCUUUCCUACAAAAGUUGACCUUGGAGCCUAACUGCACGUGCUGAACGCUGGAGCAGCAGAUAGUCUCUCUGGAAAGAUACAAGAGCAGGUCAUCGAGUGAUCAGUUUCUAACACCAUAGAGGAUAAGUAACAGCCAGCAUGGAUUUGUCAAGAGCAAGCCUUGCCUAACCAACCCAGUUUUCUUCCAGGACAAAAACCCAGAGGUAUGGAUCUUUGGCAGCUGUUAUUUACACUGGCACUGAUCUGUGCAAAUGAUUCUCUUUCUACGAGUGAGGUUCCUCUGGGUGAACCACAGAUCAUUAAGUGCAGAUCACCUGAGAUGGAGACAUUUUCUUGCCAUUGGACUGAUGGAGAUGUUCACAACCACACUGCUCCGAGAACAAUGCAACUGUUGUACAUGAAAAGGGGUGAUGAAGAAUGGAAAGAAUGUCCUGAUUAUGUAACUACUGGAGAAAAUAGCUGUUACUUCAAUACAUCUUACACCUCUGUUUGGAUACCUUAUUGUGUUAGACUUGCCAAUGAAAAUAAAGUGUUUGAUGAGAAAUGUUUCAGUGUUGAUGAAAUAGUGCUACCUGAUCCCCCUAUUAACCUCAACUGGACUCUACUUAACAUCAGCCUAACUGGGAUCCAUGUGGAUAUUCAAGUAAGAUGGGAGCCACCACCAACAGCAGACGUUCGUAAGGGAUGGGUUACCCUGGAGUAUGAGCUGCAGUACAAAGAAGUAAAUGAUACAAAAUGGAAGGAGCUAGAACCUGUGUGCUCCACAACAGUUCCAUUGUACUCUCUGAAGAUGGGACGAGAUUAUGAGAUACGAAUCCGAUCAAGGCAACGGACUUCUGAAAAAUAUGGGGAGUUCAGUGAAACCCUUUCUGUGUCUUUUUCUAUGGCUAGUGAAGCAGUUCUGUGUGCUGAAGAAAUCCAGUUUCCAUGGCUCUUCAUUAUCAUCUUUGGAACAUGUGGGCUAUUGGUGGUGAUGUUCUUAAUUCUGUUCUCUAAACAAAGGUUAAAAAUGCUGAUUCUCCCUCCAAUUCCAGCUCCAAAGAUUAAAGGGAUUGAUCCAGACCUCUUGAAGAAAGGAAAACUAGAGGAAGUGAACUCCAUUUUAGCCAGCCACGACAGCUACAAGCCACAGCUGUACAACGAUGACUUGUGGGUUGAAUUUAUUGAGUUGGACAUAGAUGACCCUGAUGAAAAGACCGAAGGAUCUGAUACAGACAGGCUCCUGAGUGAUGCCCACAUGAAGUCUCACAGCUGCCUUGGUGUGAAGGAUGAUGAUUCUGGACGAGCCAGCUGUUGUGAACCAGAUAUGCCAGAGACUGACUUCAGUGCUAGCGACACGUGUGAUGGCACCUCAGAUACUGAUCCGUCCAAAAAGAUAAGUGAAAAAGAGGAGAAUCUCUUGUGCCUUGAUCAGAAAGAUAAUAAUGAAUCACUUACGAAUCUAGAUGACCCAGCAAACCAGCAACUUAUUAGUCAGUCUGAAGAUAACCAGUCAAAACCACCUUUUGCUGACAGUAUUGAAUCACCUAGCCCAGUUCCACCGGUCCGUACCCAGCUAAGCAACCAGAGCUCAGUGACAAAUAUUGACUUUUAUGCACAGGUAAGUGACAUUACACCAGCAGGAAGUGUUGUACUUUCACCGGGGCAAAAAAAUAAGACGGGGAGAGCACAGUGUGAGACCCAUACAGAACCAGCUGCACAGUGUCAAUCAAACUUCACCAUGGACAAUGCCUAUUUCUGCGAAGCAGACGUGAAAAAAUGUAUCGCUGUGACUUCUCAUGAAGAGGUUGAGCCACAUGUUCAGGAUCAGAGCUUUAACGAGGACACUUACUUCACCACAGAGAGCCUUACCACUACGGCUGUGAAUCCUAGCACAGCAGCAGAAGAAGCCUCAAGUUCCGAGAUGCCUGUCCCAGACUAUACCUCCAUUCACAUAGUACACUCUCCACAAGGCCUUGUGCUCAAUGCUACAGCAUUGCCUGUGCCAGACAAAGAAUUUAUGGUAUCAUGUGGCUACGUGAGCACAGACCAGUUAAACAAAAUCAUGCCAUAGCUUUUCUUUGACUAUGUGCAUAUAAUAUGUAUUUAAUGGCAUAGAGUUGGCUUGGGCUUGUAUACUUGAACCAAAAAAAUGUUUAAAUUUUUUUUGUGGUUCUUAAGCUUUUACCUGAAAUGUUGAAGCAUAUACCAUUAAUCAAAAUAUUCUUCUUGUGUACUGUAAAUAUUAUCUAUGAAUUGUCUCAAGAGACUGGUUAGUGGCAACAACUGUCUUGUUAUUGUGGGUGUUGAUUUUUGUGAAACAGCAUCAAAUGACUAUGUUAAAUGUACAGUAAAUCAUACUUUUU
Messenger RNA from Gavialis gangeticus (Gharial), 2418 nucleotides. It is a transcript of the gene GHR, whose product is annotated as growth hormone receptor. The record is from RefSeq and is a predicted model, not a curated record. The transcript is spliced from 10 exons. The coding region runs from base 279 to 2126 and encodes 615 amino acids. Lineage: Eukaryota; Metazoa; Chordata; Crocodylia; Gavialidae. Gene Ontology annotation, biological process: cytokine-mediated signaling pathway; growth hormone receptor signaling pathway; positive regulation of receptor signaling pathway via JAK-STAT. Gene Ontology annotation, cellular component: membrane; cytosol; growth hormone receptor complex. Gene Ontology annotation, molecular function: growth factor binding; peptide hormone binding; growth hormone receptor activity.